ACUUGCAGCUACACCUUCCCUGAGAAGGAAAGACACAUUUAGCCUGUUGCCUGCAGCCAUAUAGGCGUUAGGUAGCUUUUCUCUUCAUUCUACUUGGCAAGAAGCAAUCAUCAGAUGACAGAUCUCCUAAAGGAAGGGGGAAAAUCAACAACGUAAAAAAAAAAAGAGAAAAAGAAAAGAGAUAACCAGAAUCAGAUAAGAAAGCAGCCAGAAUAGAGGGAGGGAGGCAGAGGAAGGGUGAGAUCUGUUAGUCCCAGGCUAUAGCGCAUCUGUCAGAUGAAGAAUGAGAGUAAUAAGGGUGUAUUAGCAGAGUAAUCUGACACUGUACUGUAUAUGAGGGAACUGAGCAGGCUCCUCUGAAAGUGACAGCAGGAAAGGGACUUGCUGCACACACUGGGCAUAAGCAGUAGCCCGCACACGGAUCCAGCUGAGGAGCACGGAACCAGGGCACGAACUAGUCCUAUUUGCACGAACUAGUCCUAUUUGCACGAACUAGUCCUAUUUGCAACCUACAGUAUAAGGAAGUAUCUGGCGUUGCUGCUGUUGAUGUGCUAUCAGGAUGCUGCCUGGUAACUUUCUCCUGCUGCUGCUGAUCCUCUUCCUGGGACCGGUCACCCGUGCACAGAAGUUCUCAGCCCUGACGUUUCUGAGAGUGGACCAAGACAAAGACAGAGAAUGCAGUCUGGAUUGUGCGGGUUCUCCAUCUAAACUUCUCUGCGCCUCAGAUGGAAGAACGUUCCUUUCCAGGUGUGAAUUUCUGCGAGCUAAGUGUAAAGAUUCUCAGCUGGAAAUAGCAUACAGAGGAAACUGUAAAGAUGUUUCCAGAUGUGUUGCAGAGAGGAAAUAUACUCAAGAGCAAGCCCGCAAAGAAUUCCAGCAAGUGUUUAUCCCGGAGUGCAAUGAUGACGGCACCUACAGUGAGGUUCAGUGCCAUAGCUACACAGGAUACUGUUGGUGUGUAACACCUAAUGGCCGACCGCUCAGUGGGACUGCUGUAGUACACAAAACUCCUCGCUGUCCAGGAUCAAUAACAGAAAAGCAUCCACAGAGAGAAGGUGCGGGAAAAGCAGAUGAUGUUUCUGUUCCAUCACUAGAAACGCAGCCUCAAGGAGAUGAAGAAGAUUUUGCAUCUCGAUAUCCGACUUUAUGGACAGAGCAAGUCAAGAGCAGGCAAAACAGAACCCACAGAAAUUCAGCAUCAUCUUGUGAUCAGGAGCAUCAAUCGGCAUUAGAAGAAGCCAGGCAACCGAAAAAUGACAAUGUUUUCAUUCCAGAGUGUGCAUAUGGAGGUUUAUACAAGCCUGUACAAUGUCACCCAUCCACAGGAUACUGCUGGUGUGUUCUUGUGGACACUGGGCGACCCAUUCCGGGCACAUCCACAAGGUAUGAACAACCAAAAUGUGACAGCGGAGCAAGAGCCCAUCCAAGCAAAACAAAAGAUUUAUACAGAGGGAGACAACUUCAAGGUUGUCCUGGAGCAAAGAAGAAUGAAUUCCUGACAAGCGUAUUGGAUGCACUGACCACAGAUAUGGUUCAUGCAGUCUCUGACCUGACAUCCUCUUCCAGCAGGGUUUCAGAACCUGAUCCUAAUCAUACCUUGGAAGAAAGAGUUGUUCACUGGUACUUCAAGCAACUUGAUAAAAACUCAAAUGGAGAUAUUGGCAAAAAGGAAAUCAAGCCCUUCAAGAGAUUGUUGCGGAAGAAAUCUAAACCCAAAAAAUGCGUGAAGAAAUUUGUAGAGUAUUGUGAUGUAAAUAAUGACAAGUCUCUGUCGGUCCACGAAUUAAUGGGAUGUCUUGGCGUAACUCAAGAUGAUGUCCCUAAAAACAACGGAGAAAGCCCUUCAUCCAAUAAACAGCAGCAUGCCAGGAAACAAGGAUAAAUGAAGCAUAGCAGCACAAUCAAGAUUCACAUUUGAGAAGUUGAUGCCCAACUUGCCAUGUAGGCAGUGAUAAAAAAAAUAGUAUUUGCACUUUGUACUUUAAAUGUAAAUUCACUUUGUAGAAUUGUGAUAUUUAAGCAGACUUUUGAAUCUGUGAAAUAUAAUGAACUCAAUUGAAAUUAUCACAUACAAUGUAUGUGCCUUGCUCUCUGUUAUAGAUGUAAAAGUUCAGCAUUGUUUAAUCAUGCUUUUUCUCUUAUUCUAUAGGUAAGUACUUACAUUCAUGUAUUAGUAUGACUUGUUUUCUUUACUACAUCGUAUAUUGCUUUUAUUUUCUGUUACAUGUUGUGAUAGACUUUCUGUGAAACCAGUAUUAGGCUUUUUUUUAUAGUUAUCCUUUUUUAUGACAUGCUUGUAAAUUGAUACUUUUAUUUUGCCUAUGUUCUUAUUGUUCUGCUGAGCAAAAUGUAUUUGUUUUUAUGUUGACGUUAUGAAUGCUUUUCAAUCAUUGAAUCACUGAACAAAUAACCAGGGCUUAGUGCUCUUUUUAGUAUACAUGUUUCCUCUAGCAUCUGUUUGAUUUAUUUAUAGAAGUAAUAACACAAUCACGUUGGGUCACAUUGCCAAUAAGUGCCAAAUUCAUCCGAGCCUCUGGGCAUGUAAUCUUUGUCAUAGAGUGGUAAUAAAACAAUAAUAUUUGGUUUUCACAUUGUAAGUCCAAUGAACCAGAAACAACAAUAGCUAAACAAAAGCCGUCUGUCCAGUAUUUUCACUACACCUGGCUGAGAGCUGACAUUCCCAUUCAUUCCUCCUCCUCCUCCCAGUGCCCGAGGGUCAACAUGUAGCAAAAGCUAUCACCUGAACAAAUUAUGAACAUUUGCCUUCAGGAGGAGCAGAGAGUGUGUAACCAUUGCCUUGGGCAUACUCAUUGCCAUCUGGGAGCUGUUUCAACAGGCAUUUAUGCUUUCUGUUCCAUUCCUUUUGAGGUGCCUUAAGGAACAAAGUAUUUGCAGAUGUGAACUUUAUAGUUCAAGUGCAUAAAAAAUGUUUUCAAGAGUUUGGACAUCAAUAAAUUAUAUUCUGCUGCUUCAAUGAUCAAUAACUCCAAGCACAGAUAACAGACACUGAAAAACUACAGUUUUUUUUUUACUUUUUAUUUCAAUAUAUUGAAAAUGUUGAGCCUGACAUACAUACGGCUUUCAGCAGCCAAUAAAUAAUAGUGCUAACUCUCUCUCAUGCAUUCAUGACAUGCAAACCAAAAACAUGCUCGCUUUUUACAACAAUAUUCUUAUUCUCGCUUUAAAAACAAUAUUUAAAUAUUGUAUCAGUAACAGAAGAUGUGUAAUUCAGAUGCACAUUUGUGGUGACAUAAUUCAAUAUAAUCGUGACAUAAUGUUCUUUAUAUACUGUAGAUAAGCUUAAUGAUACUUUGUAGGAUUGCCAAGUCAGCCAUUUAAAACCAGGCACAAAUGAAAUCUACAUGCUGCAUGAUUCACAUUGAGGAGCCGAUUUAUUAAGAUAUUUUAUUUAAAAACAAAAACCAUGUAAAAGCUGUAGAUUAAAAUUUAUUUUUGGAACUUUUAGGAUUGAGGGCACUCCUGGUCAACCAAAGUAGAGCCCACGGUGUGCCUGCUGUUAUAUGCUGGUGGUGCCCUCUUUUGGGUAAUACCAUCAGAAAGAUUAUGCUGGCUCAGGCGAUAGGAAAGAUUGCGGCACUGUGCCAAACCCAUUUCUAUAUUCUGCAUAUGUGCAAAUCAUCGAUAUGUAAAUUCAGGUAAAAAUCUAAUUAAUGAUUAGUUAUAUCACAGGGCAUCUUUGUUUAUGAUGUUUGCUUGUAUCAAACAUUCUCUAUGGGCUUAUUCAGUCUUGGACCCCACCAGUGACUGCCCUGUUAUUGUAACAUAUACCUUGCCCCACUGGUGGCUGCCCUGUUAUUGUAGCAUUUACAGUUCUGCUCAUAAGUUUACAUACCCUAGCAGAAUUUGUGAUUUUCUGGCCAUU
This is a messenger RNA of Pseudophryne corroboree (corroboree frog), 3883 nucleotides long. It is a transcript of the gene SMOC2, whose product is annotated as SPARC related modular calcium binding 2. The transcript is spliced from 13 exons. Gene Ontology annotation, cellular component: basement membrane. NCBI's taxonomy places the organism in Eukaryota, Metazoa, Chordata, Amphibia, Anura, Myobatrachidae. The record is from RefSeq and is a predicted model, not a curated record. Gene Ontology annotation, biological process: extracellular matrix organization. The coding region runs from base 560 to 1882 and encodes 440 amino acids. Gene Ontology annotation, molecular function: extracellular matrix binding; heparin binding; calcium ion binding.